GAGAGAGAGAGAGAGUGUGUGAGAGGGAGAGAAAGGCAAAUAGCAGUAGAGAGAGGGCGAGAGAUUGAGAGGGAGAAUAAGGGUGGAAUAGCCACCAGGACACCUUGAAAGGUCUUCCAAACCAAACACCAGUCCAUGAGGAGCCGAGUGGAUUAGCAGGACCGCUCCUCUCCUCUGCCGCUCUCUCGUUUAACCUCUCCUCACACGGACACGAUGAGUAAAUCAGCCUCUCUGACCACCUGCAUAGCCAAGAUGUACGAGGGGGGGAAGCUGGAUGGUUCAGGGGCUCCUGUCAUUUCAGUCAAGAAGCCCCCCAACUCCAACAGCCUUCUGAGCACUCUGGGAGGAAUGGAGGUCAAACUGAGUCAGCUGGAAGGGAAGGUGGAGCGGAUCGCCUCCAGCCAGACUGAGGUGCUGCAGAGGCUGGAUGCCGUGUGCCAGGGCCUGGGCUCUCUGGCUAAGGAUCCGGGCCAGUUCAGGAAAGACAGAGAGCCAGACAGGGACAGGGCGUGUCAAGGGGGGGACCACAACAAAGGCUCUGCUGGCGGAGACCUUGCCUUGUUUUCGGAGGUCAGGGCCUUGUGUGGGGAGACUGUGGCCAUGCUCAAGAGUCUCCAGCAGGACGGUAGGUGGCAGAGAGAGAAAAUGGAGGGAAUUGAGUGCUCGGUCUCGGCCGUGGACAAGAUGCUAGGAUACGUUGGGGAGGUGUUCAGAAGCUCCAAGGUGGUGGAGUUCAUCUUGAAAGGCAUUGUUCCCUGGAGACUGAAAGGGCUGCUAGGCAGCACUGAGGAACAGAAAAGGGACAAAUCAGAGGAGAGCAAUGCCAAACCCAAAGCCUGCGUCUGUGACCAGGAAACCCAGGUGGAGGAGCAGGGGUUGGGUCCUGAAGAGGAGGUGAAAGCUCCAGACCCCGUCCCACCAGGCCACUCAGAGUCUCCAAAGAACAAUGCUGAGCUCCCCGCCAAGCACGAGAAGGCCCUGUGCCCCACUACCGGUGAGGAUGGGGUCAGCAGAGGUCCUCGGAAGCCCAAGGAAGUCACCCUCAGGAGCAGAGAGGCCAGCCGGGUCCAGACCUUUGCCCCUGACAGCCAGGAGGGGCUUGCUGGGACUCAGGGGCUGGAGGGGGCUGCUUCUGUCGAGGAGGAGCUGGACAGAGCCCCAGAACUGUCCGAGAGAUCCGUGGUUGCUGAGGGGGUUGCCAUGGAGAUGGAGGCUCCCAAAGCACCAGUGUCUGCAGUGUCACCGCAGCCCACCAGCCACCCUGAGGAGCCAGAGCCAGAGAAGGAGAAAGCCCCUGACACUGCCCCCCUCCCUCCCAGGCCAGAGGACACGGUUCCCAGCCCCAGCCAAGACUCCACCAUGACUCCACCAGACUCCACCAUGACUCCACCAGACUCCACCCUGACUCCACCAGACUCCACCCUGACUCCACCAGACUCCACCCUGACUCCACCAGACUCCACCAUGGCAGCUGGACCAGAGAACAGCCAGGACUGCAGUGAGACAAAAGUCUGUGUAGAUAUAGAGUUCAAACCAGAGACUGGGCCAGUGCCUGUUAGCCCUGAGGUCCAGUCUAAGCCUAAAGAGCAGGUGGAGGCUCAGUCCAUGGCUGGGACAGAGGAUGAAUGUGUGAAGCCAAGCCCUCAGGUAGCAUCUUCCCUGCAGGGUAGAACAUCCACAGGAAACAGCCUAGUGCCUACCCUUGAAGCACAGUUUGUGGUUGUUGAUGACUGUCCUCCUCUUCCUGCUCCUUUUGAACACCGUAUCGUGAGUGCCAAGCAGGUCCCUAUGGGCUCCUACUACGCUGUGAAGCCCAAUGAGGUCCUGGGAGGAGGCCGGUUUGGUCAAGUCCACAAGUGUGCAGAGCUGUCGUCAGGUCUGACUUUGGCUGCAAAGAUUAUAAAAGUCAAAGGAAUGAGGGAGAGGGAUGAAGUGAAAAAUGAAAUUGGGGUAAUGAACCAACUGAACCAUGUGAAUUUGAUUCAACUUUAUGACGCCUUUGAAUCCAGGACGAAUCUUACACUUAUCAUGGAGUAUGUGGAAGGUGGCGAGCUGUUUGACCGCAUCGUUGAUGAGAGCUACCAGCUGACGGAGCUGGAUGCUAUAGUGUUUACCAGACAGAUCUGUGAAGGAGUGCAGUACCUCCACCAGCAAUACAUCCUCCAUUUGGACCUCAAGCCAGAGAACAUCCUGUGUGUCAGCUCAACAGGAAACCAGAUCAAAAUCAUAGACUUUGGUCUGGCCAGAAAGUACAGGCCCAGGGAGAAGCUUAAGGUGAAUUUUGGCACCCCGGAAUUCUUGGCACCUGAGGUUGUGAAUUAUGACUUUGUCUCCUUCCCGACAGACAUGUGGAGCGUGGGAGUCAUAACAUACAUGCUACUGAGUGGCCUCUCUCCAUUCCUGGGUGAUAACGACACAGAGACCAUGAACAACAUUCUUCAUGCCAACUGGGACUUCGACUCGGAGGCCUUCGAGAACGUUUCUGAGGAGGCUAAGGACUUCAUCUCCAGACUGCUCAUCCCAUCCAAAUGCAGUCGGUUGAGUGCCUCUGGGUGUAUGAAACAUAGCUGGUUGAAUAACCUAGAAGAGAAAGCUAAGCUCCAAAGCGUACGGCUCAAGUCCCAAGUGAAGCUUCAGCGCUACCUGACAGUUCAUCGUCAGUGGAAGAAGCACUUUUAUGUGGUUGCAGCAGCUAACCGUCUGAAGAGGUUUCACCAGAAUCGCACCUUCAACCCAGCGUAACAACUCUGUCAGGCUGGCCCUCACCUGGCUGUGAGGACAUCCCUCCUUCACAUCUACGGCUGCCUGCCUGGACAGCAUCCAUAGGACUAUCAUUAGUGAGGAGAAAACUCUUUGCAGCGUAUUUCAUGUAGAAAUGUAUUGAGAUCAAGCCACCCCUCCCCAUCUUGUAGCGCAAAGUACAAGUUUUGGUUGAAACUAACAACCCCAGCGCUAAUUAUUUGAGGGGAUGUUUCAAUGGGCUCAACAUUAGUAGGGAUGUGUCCCUACUGCCCCUAUCCCUUCGCCUAUUACCUAGAGGUCUGUCUGGGAGGCUGAUCCGUCUGGAUCAGAGACUCUUUUGCUUUGGCAGACGUGGACUUAUCAGACAGAUUACAGUAUGUUGUUCUCAAUUUAUCUUUACAGUGCAGCUACAGUGUUGUUCUGGAGAGUUGAAAUGUUUCCUUCCUUCCUACUCUUCAUUUGAAAUAUUAUUUAUGUGCUGAUCGAAGACAAACCUUUGGGAUGUACUGUAUGUUUAAAGUGGAGCUUUGCUGACAAAUGUUUUCUUUGAUACUAUAUAUUGAAAUCAAUGGCACAUUAGUCACAUGACCUACUAGAUGGUAUGCAAUAGACCAGUUGAAUCAAUCUGUCGAAUUUGACAAUUAUAUAUUACCUUCUGUGAAGGCUUAUGGAGCAAUGAGGCCCAGAUAUACCAAGCAUUUAAUCAACAAUGAAUAAAAGCAUGUUACAAAUAAGAGCUACACUACUUGGGUUGAUACCCAUCAUCAUCAUUAUAACUAUUGCCAUUAUAAAGACAGUAAACAAAACAAAAAAAAGUAAAUAUGGGCCUGAAGUGACUAGCUUUCAUAUUACUCCACAAUAUCCUAUUAUGUCCUUACGAAUGUGUAGCCCAACCUCCUCAUCCAAUAAUUGAUGUGAAUUUACAAGGAA
Messenger RNA from Hypomesus transpacificus, 3672 nucleotides. RefSeq names its product myosin light chain kinase 3 (gene mylk3). The transcript has 12 exons. The record is from RefSeq and is a predicted model, not a curated record. Bases 214 to 2742 code for a protein of 842 amino acids. Gene Ontology annotation, biological process: intracellular signal transduction; protein phosphorylation; positive regulation of apoptotic process. Gene Ontology annotation, cellular component: cytoplasm; nucleus. Gene Ontology annotation, molecular function: ATP binding; protein serine/threonine kinase activity. Lineage: Eukaryota; Metazoa; Chordata; Actinopteri; Osmeriformes; Osmeridae.